UCUCGCCCUCUAUUGGACUUCUUUAAAGCGCUCGCUGCUAAGCGAAGGUGGGGUUGAAGCUGCUCGGGUGGAUGAGUGUGUGUGUGUGUGUCAUGUUCAGGCAUGCCCUCCCUCCGUCCCUCUGUCCCUCCUCCCGCCGAUGAUGAUGAUGCUGCCCCCGUCCUUCUUCUUCUUCUCUCUCCCUCCUUCUAAUCUCCCAUUUCCUGUCAAGUUUUUUAGACACACUCCUGCAAAAACCAGGCAGUAGGAAGAGAGAGGAGGACCUCACUGAUAGUGAUCAUUGAGGCUCUGAAUGGUGUAUGUGUGAGGGUGUGUGUGUGUGUGUGAGCUUGUCAAGGACCAGAGCCGCUGUCUGCUUUGCCCAGUAGGUCACAUCCUUUAAAGCGAACUCUCGAGGACGGAUACUGGGAGGCCUGCCAGACACUGGCACACACACACACACACACACACACACACACACACACACACAUACAAGCCAUAUUGUGUUCUGUGCUGGGGACAGAAGGUCAGAAAAUGUAACAUCCUCCCGCUCAUCAGUGAGCGAGUCCAGCUGGAGGGGGGGACUGGAAGUCCUCUUCAAGGCACUCGCCUGGCUUGAGGAGAUCAACGCAGGCUUUCCUCUGACCUUUGAUUGACCAGCAGAACGCCGAGCGGGACGGUUACCGAGAGUCUGGACACGUGGUACAAGGUACACCGCUGGCCUGAAUAUUAGGAAAAUCCCCUCAUGGAACAUUGGGCGCAAAGCUGCAGAGGAUCAGUUAGCGCUGGGCGGAUCGGUCUGGGGGGGUAAGCGGGGACAGGAUGUUGGCGAUGGAGCAUUUGCAGCUCCGCGGUCUGCCCUGCCCCCCAAAGGUAUGACCCAGACCGUGAACCCCUCCUGGAGCUCUCUCGACAGAAUCCGUCCUCUCCCCAGGGGCACGGCCGACUGGUUCGGGGUGAGCAAAGACAGCGACAGCACCCAGCGAUGGCGGAGGAAGAGCCUGCAGCACUGCAGCCAGCUGUACGGGGGCCUGAAGCCGCAGGUGAUGAGGGAGAUGGAGCUCCACAGCCAGGACAACCUCUCCCUGGCCAGCACUGAGACCCCUCCCCCCCUCUACCUCCCACCCUACCACCCCAGUCACCACCACUAUGGCAUGCAGAGGAUCGUCGACCCCCUGGCUCGGGGUCGUGCCUUCCGCAUGGUGGAGGAGGUAGACGGCUUCAGCGUGCCGCAGACUCCCGUCACGCCCGGCACUGCCUCCCUCUGCUCCUUCUCCAGCUCGCGCUCUGCCCUCAACCGGUUGCCACGCCGACGCAAACGGGAGUCCGUCGCCGUCAUGAGCCUCAAGGCCGCAGCGGCUUUGAUGAAGGGCCGGACAUUAACCGACAGCACCGGCGGGCGAUGUCGCCGGCGGAGUUUCAUGCCCCCUAGUUUCCUUGAGGACGACACCGUGGACUUCACGGAUGACCUGGACACGUCCUUCUUCACCAGAGACGGGCUGCAGGACGAGCUAUACAGCUACGCGGACGAAGUUUUCGAGACACUGUCGGAGGCCGACUUCAAACAGCUGGAUGAGAGCGAGCUCACGGGCAGCGCGCUGGAAAAGAACCAACUGGAGAGGAGUCACCUCAUGCUGCCCUUGGAGAGAGGAUGGCGAAAGGCAAAAGAUGGCCCUCUGGUCCAACCCAAGGUGCGUCUGAAACAGGAAGUGGUGAGCGUCAACAGCCAUCAGCAGCGGGGACAGAGGAUCACGGUUCCCGUUCAGAAGCUGUUCGCCCGAGAGAAGAGGCCCUACGGCCUCGGCAUGGUCGGCCGCCUCACCAACCGCUCGUACCGCAAACGCAUCGACAGCUUCGUCAAGCGGCAGAUGGAAGACAUGAACGAUCACCGGCCUUUUUUCACUUACUGGAUCACAUGUGUCCAUCUGCUCAUCACCAUCCUGGCGGUGGCCAUCUACGGCAUUGCCCCCGUGGGCUUCUCCCAACAUGAGACCGUGGACUCUGUGUUGAGGAACAAGGGAGUUUAUGAAAAUGUGAAGUUUGUGCAACAACAAAACUUCUGGGUGGGUCCAAGCUCAGAGGCGCUGAUCCACCUGGGAGCCAAGUUCUCCCCGUGCAUGCGUCGAGACCUCGAGAUCCAGAUACUGAUCCGGGAGAAGCGAGCGAGCGAGAGGGAGUCGGGCUGCUGUGUGAGGAACGAUCGCUCCGGCUGCCUGCAGACGUUACAGGAGGAGUGUUCGAGCACCCUGGCAGUGUUUGUGAAGUGGCCUCAGCAUCCAAGCGCCCCCUAUCUAAAUGGCACGCUACGCCAACAUGGCGCCGUCUGCCAUCAGGACCCCAGAAUCUGUCUGCAGCCGGCCUCCGUUUCCCCUCACGAGUGGCCGGAUGACAUCACCUUGUGGCCAGUUUGCACACGGUACAAUUCUGGGAAUCACACCAACCUCCCCCACAUCGACUGCACCAUCACGGGCCGGCCCUGCUGCAUCGGGACCAAAGGACGAUGUGAAAUCACCUCAAGGGAGUACUGCGACUUCAUGCACGGCUACUUCCACGAGGAGGCGACCCUCUGCUCACAGGUGGCCUGCAUGGACGACGUCUGCGGUUUGCUGCCUUUCCUCAACCCGGAGAUCCCAGACCAGUUCUCCCGCCUCUGGCUGUCGCUCUUCCUCCAUGCGGGGAUCCUGCACUGCCUGGUGUCGGUGUUUUUCCAGAUGACGGUGUUGAGGGACAUCGAGAAGCUGGCUGGCUGGCUGAGGAUUUCCAUCAUCUACGUGCUCAGCGGCAUCACCGGCAACUUGGCCUCGGCCAUCUUUCUGCCCUACAGAGCGGAGGUGGGCCCCGCGGGCAGCCAGUUCGGCAUCCUGGCCUGCCUCUUCGUGGAGCUGUUUCAGAGCUGGCAGAUCCUGGAGCGGCCGUGGCGAGCGUUCACCAAGCUGCUGGCCAUCUCGCUCUUCUUCUUCUCCUUCGGUUUACUUCCGUGGAUCGACAACUUUGCCCACAUCUGCGGUUUCGUGUCGGGGUUCUUCCUGUCCUUCGCCUUCCUGCCGUACAUCAGCUUCGGGCAAACCGACAUGUACCGGAAGCGGGUCCAGAUCUGCGUCUUCCUGCUAGUGUUCCUCGGCCUGCUCGCCGCCCUGGCCGUCCUCUUCUACGUCUACCCGGUGAAGUGCGACUGGUGCGAGUUCCUGACCUGCAUCCCCAUCACGGACAAGUUCUGCGAGAAGUACGACCUGAACGCUCACCUCCUCUGAACCAUCGGCCGUCGGCUAAAUGAUGGACGUCGAUGACGGUGAACGUUGGAUAUCGAACUGCAUGUGCGACUUGGGAACUAAACUAUCAUGUAAAGCUAACUGAAGAGGACUGACGACUGGUUUCAUGUGUCAUUGAUCUAUAGCUGGGCUAAUCAAUGACUAUCACACCGGAAGAGAGCUAAAAAAACCCAAUAUCCUGCCAAUUUAUUUACCUGAAAAUGGACUCAGCAGCACCGCUUAGUGGCCAAAAGGAGCAGUACACCCUCACACCAGUGGAGGGUUUGUUUUGUUUUGUACUUUUGUAUCUACUGGAUGUUCUUUUUUCAUUUAAAACUCUCCCAGAAAUGAGACAAACAGGUGCCUUAUUGACACGAAACCACACACAUGUUGUCUUUGUUUCAGCAGUGUUGGGUUGUGCUCCUCGACCUCGGACCAGAUGACAAACUAUGAUGUGUUUUUACUUCAGUAUUUGGUGGCUGAGUUGGCACUUUGUUUUUUUACCACACAGGAAACGUUCCCGCCACAGCCUUUAACUCACUUCAAUCCCCAAUGGAUUGUAUGUUUCUUUUAUACUCACCCUGAGUCACACCUGUAAAUAACUCACUGUAUGUUAAUCUGUUUUACUGAGGUGAAUUUAUGUUUGUAUUUAAGCUGGUGGCGUUUUAGCUACUUAACAAUAAAUAAACAACAAGGACACAA
This is a messenger RNA of Pseudoliparis swirei, 3929 nucleotides long. RefSeq names its product rhomboid 5 homolog 1b (Drosophila) (gene rhbdf1b). Gene Ontology annotation, biological process: regulation of epidermal growth factor receptor signaling pathway; regulation of protein secretion. Gene Ontology annotation, cellular component: endoplasmic reticulum membrane. Bases 855 to 3230 code for a protein of 791 amino acids. The record is from RefSeq and is a predicted model, not a curated record. The transcript is spliced from 17 exons. Lineage: Eukaryota; Metazoa; Chordata; Actinopteri; Perciformes; Liparidae. Gene Ontology annotation, molecular function: serine-type endopeptidase activity.